GCCGCGGGCCGCAGGGCCGCCAUGGGGGACGACGCCGCCGCCGCCGCCGCCUCCUCGGCCAAGGGCGCGCAUCUGCUCGUCGAACACCUGCGCCGCCGCACGCACUUCUCCAGGCAGGAGAUCGAGGCGCUGUGCAGGGUGUACCGCAGCCUGGUGGCCAGCACGAGUGCUGCGGGUGGCUCCCCCGCCGCCGCGCAGGCGUCGGCCGUCGCGGUCGCAGCGCCGCCCCUCGCCGGCGUCGCCGCUGUCGAGGGACUGGACCGCGUGGUGUUCCGCGAGCUGCUGCACAACACGUUCGACCUGGUGACGGAGGAGGUGCUGAUGGACCGCGUCUUCUGCGCCUUCGACCGCUGCAACGACGGCGUGGUGCGGCUCGAGGAGUGGGUGCAGGGGCUGUCCGUCUUCCUGCGGGGCACGCGCGAGCAGCGGACCGCCUUCUGCUUCCUCGUCUACGACCUCAACAGCGACGGCUACAUCACGCGCGACGAGAUGUUCCACCUGCUCAGGAACUGCCUGGUGAAGCACCCGAACGACGAAGAUCCGGACGAGGGCGUGAAGGACCUGGUGGAGCUGGCGCUGCGCAAGCUGGACGCGGACCGCGACGGCAAGGUGUCCUUCCAGGACUUCCAGAAGGCGGUCCAGGCGGAGCCGCUGCUGCUGGAGGCAUUCGGCCAGUGUCUGCCAGCCGAGAGCGCCUGCCACACCUUCCUGGCCACCCUACGGGAGCCCCAGCCCUGACUCGGAGUACCAGUCCCGAGUGGCAGACCAUCAAGUUACACACUUCAAUGGGUCCCAGUCACCCUCCCAUUCUGCAAAUGUACAUAUUUAAUAUCACACAUUCUAAAUUAAUACAAGUAAUGUUUUUAUACUGUUACUAGUGUGCUCAUCUAUUCUUAUCUUCAUCUCGAAUCACUGAAGCCCAUUUCGAAAGCAUGAAUUCUGGACAGGUUUUUAUGUACUUUUCUUUGACUUAUCGAAUGUCUGAGCACGUAACAUCUAGAAAGGACAAUGUCACUACCUACUAAUAGUAACAUAAGUAUUAUCCUCAUGAGCAGCUGAAGGUCCUCAGAAACGAUAAAUUUAGAGACUGUGAGAGCAUUCGAUCUACAAGGAAACAUACAAAAAGUUACUGUACGUGGAAUAUAUUUAAACAACGGGAACGGCUAUACUGCACUAUGUAGUGGAGACCUCAAUUACAUAGUGUCAAAAACAAGGGUGUUGGGGGGGGUUGGAGGGGGAAGGUCAAGUGGCAGUAAAGCACAUACCAGUCUCGAGUCUCGCUUUUGCAACUAAUUUCAUGUCGCGUUCUUCAGCUUCUCUUGGCACUGAUGACGAGACAUUAAUAUCGGUCACAAGGCGACAUGUCUGUGUCUGUUUCUGCAGUCGACGAUGUUAUCGUCAGGUGAUAGUGCUCUCACCUUUAUGUGGAUUGGCAACACUGUCCAUUACCGAGCUACAACGCCUGGCAGAAAAAGGGCUCUAGCAGUAUGCUUUAAUUGAUUGUUGUCUAGUAUCUGCUGUUUUUAGGACAUUGCACGAAGUAUACAGGGUGUCGCAGAAAUGUUCGACAGAUUUUGAGGGAUUGUGGAGGGUGCCCUGACUAAAAAUUGAACAAGGGAGCCCGUGUCUGGAAACGUCAACCAACGACGCUACACAGCAUCGACGUUAUAGGAGCCGGCGCCUGCUGACUAGGCUACCCUUUUGGCAGCAAACUUUAGGAUGCUGACGGACCGUAGGCUAAACGUCUUGGAAUGUUGUUUGUUAUUCAGUAGCCGGCCCCUGGUGGCCGAGCGGUUCUAGGCGCUUCAGUCUGGAACUGCGCGACCGCUACGGUCGCAGGUUCGAAUCCUGCCUCGGGCAUGGAUGUGUGUGAUGUCCUUAGGUUAGUUAGAUUUAAGUAGUUCUAAGUUCUAGGGGACUGAUGACCUGAGAUGUUAAGUCCCAUAGUGCUCAGAGCCAUUUUGUUAUUCAGUGAUCACGACCGAUUGCCACGAUCGCCAAUGGAAAAGAAGGAGUUGGCUGCUGCAUAGAAAGGCCAUGUCUCAUAUGAGUGCGAUGUUCUGUUGCCUCGAUGGACGACGGUUUCGGACACGGGUUCCCAUCCGCAGUUUAUUUUCCUCCUGGUACCCUCUAAAAUCUACAGUGUUUUUCGGCAUAGAGGCAAAAAAAAAUAAACUGCAGAUGGAAACUCGUGUCUAAAACAAAGACAACAGAGCAUCGCAUUCAUAGGAAGGAGACAGCGCCUGUAAAUGCAGCAUCUCCCCAACUGAAGAUAGGGGCAAUCAGUGGCGAUCACAGAAUAACAAAAAACAUUGCGAGACGUUCCGCCAACGGUCCGUCAGCGUACAAAGUCACAUUUUUCCGGACAUUGGUUCCUAUCUUCCAUUUGUUCUUCAAAACACCCUCUGGAGACAUUUGAAGUUUGUCGUAACGUUUCUGGCACAUCCUGCACAUUCUCAGAUUAUCGUUACAUUUGUCUGAUGCUUCAGGCUGAUUUAACAUUAGCGAGAAAUUGUUUCCAAUAGUUACUGAACGUUUUAUAUUCAGAAGCUGUGCUAGUUAGUGCAAUGUAUCAAGUUUAGGCUUAAUAGAAAAGUACUGUUGUGAAACUCAAUUUUUCUUAUACUACCAUAGUUAUUACAAGGUAGCCAAAAUGAAACUGAUCCACAAAGUCUGUAAGUAUGACUAGAACAGAUAACCGGCAUUAUACUUUUGUUACACUUAUGUGCAUAAAAUAUAGUUCAAGCGGAGGACAGUAAAGUGUUACAAAAUGGCAAUGUCUAUUAUCUGUGCAAGUAAUAACUUUAAACAUCUCCUGAACCAGCUUCUUUUGACUGCCCUGUAUAUUUCCAUUCUUUAUUUCGCAGUCCCGGUUAGAACAUUAAUUCAUCUCACUUUUUAACAAUGCUUUACUUCUUUCCGCCGUUCUAUCUUACUGAAGAUGUGUCGCUAUUUCCUGUCUGAGCAACGAGCAACAAAUUCUCCGGUUAUGCUAGAACGCAAUUCUCUAUCUCUUCGCCACAGGAUUCAGCUUUACGUGAUUGGCUUUCAUUGCAUUGUGUAAUUACAGACUUCUCGCUAGCGGAAGCUUUUACGGUGGCAGUCGACUGAGGUACAGUCGAGUCCUGGUAGCGGAAAGCCUAUUUUUGGCCAGCAAGGGCAGAAAGAUGUUGACGCAAUUUUUUCAUAGCCAAAUUUUGUACCAUUGCCCAGUACUAAAUUCCAAAACUGUGUGCAGUGCCUCGUGGAAUGUGACAUUGUUCACCGAGUGAUCAGACGUCUGGAUGGGGACGCUAAGCUCUGUGUCCCUCUUGGUGCUAUUCGAGCGAAGUAGGCUUCAUUCUUGCAUAGCGUUUCACCCUCUCCCUUCUCUUGUGUAAUCGUAAAAAUCACAGAGAUGGCACAUGCGCUCACUGCAGUUCCAUACACUAAGCGUUCAUAUGGAAUACACAACACUCACGCUUCGACAACGACAUGCGUCAAAUUGUGCGAAUGAAGGGAGCUAUCCCUAUGCAGGCAGCUGAACGAAUUUGGGAUGUCCCAGCCGUCAAUAUUCCACAUACUUUUUGUCGGAUUACCUUUAUUCGGAUGUUUUUGGAGUUGAGCAAAGACUCACCGACAUUCCUACUAUCUUAUGUAGAAUUAGAAUAAUUUGAGUAGUAAUCGUAGCUUUCUUUCUUUCUGUUUUACGCAGCGCUCUUUACUAAUAUAAAAAUAAGCGGUUUGAGAAAAUAGCUUACCUUUUUUACUUAUUUAUAAAAUUAUGACCCAUCUCUGUCUUUUUUUGACGGAGUACCAUGCUCAUAUACAGUCAGUACAGUUUCUUUGCAAAACCUUAAUAAUCUUUACACAAAUUUUAGUCUCACAGUCAGAAGGAUAUGUAAAUGACUCAUUACUUUUAUUGGAAGUGCUAACGUCUCAUCAUUUCACAGUAGAACUUAUAAUGUUUUUCUGUCUUGAGUCGUAAGCUAAAAUAAACUGUGCACCAACAUCAUCUGAUUCAAUAAACUGUGGUCCCAUACUUUGUCUAAUUACAAUGGAAAAUAAUUUUGAUUUCGCAUUAUCGAAACUCCAUUAUGAAAUAAUCAUUGAUUAUUGCAUACGAUUUAUCUGUAAGUUGGUAACCGAACGCACUAUUCAAAGAGUAAAUAUAAAACCCAUGAAGCUCAUGCUGCAUGCUACAUUUCAGAUGGACUGCCACUAAAAUGGUCUCUCCUGGCGCUCUUUCUCAAUGCUUAUACACAUCGUCAUCAGCAGCUGAUAUGGGCAAUGUGUUGUACGUAUUUCAGAAUACAGGAAAGUGAAACAGCUUAGAAAAAAGUACAUAUGACAAAUGGUACUUUGCUUCGUACAGAUGUAAACAGCAUCUUAUUUUUUGAGAUUUUGCUUAAGUCUAAAGGGUUUUAACUCAAAGCCAAUGUUUAUUGAAUCACUCUGUACGGUCCACGGACGACAAAUUACAAAGCCUUGUAAAUAGCCUAAAAGAUCAUUAAAUGUCAGUCAUCGUCUCCUUCUGUAUACACAGUGAUCUUGCUGAAUGUAUGUAGCGAUUAUUCAUAACCACGAUACAAACAGAAUAUAGUGUCUGUUGAGUACUUUUUACCAAACUGCAUUGGAACCCUUAUCUAUUUCAACUGUUCUAUGAUUAAUAUUUUUGUAUUUGUAACAAUACACACAGAUACAAAGGGUGUCACCAUAACAUAUAAUCAAAUGUAGUUAUGUUGAGAAAGUGUGCCCUAGCCUCCUGCAAAUAUGCUUUGUAAAUAGCGGAUGGUUUGUUUUAAUAUCCAAUCGUAUAGCAAACAUACAAUGAACUUCGUGUUACUUGUAAGAGUUGUACAAUGAUCUUCAGAAUACAGAUUAACUGCAUAGAGAUUACAUAAAACUUCAAAUGUAUAUCUAGCUAUAUGUCUUGUUAAAUAAACGUGCAGUAUUUAGAGGAAAAUAUGUAGAUAUUUGCCAGUAUAACAGCAAUAACUAGUAUAGCACAUAUAGAUACAUACUGGUGCACUGCAAUAAAGUAUGCAAUAGGAAAAUGUAUUUUUGUUACAUGUAGUACGAAGUAUAUAUACAUCACAGAAGUAGUCAGGCACAGCCUGGAGCCAAAUGAUCACUUACGUAGGAUUAGAAACACGGUUUCCCUUUGUCAUGUGUUCUAUGUAGUUUUACAGGUGGGACAGAACGCGAUAAAUCAUCAGAGCUAGGUUCAAAUGUUCCAUGUGAGCUACAUGAAUCAGAAAAACCACUAUAUUACUUACACAUAUGUUUCACUCAUGAGUCAUUUUCGUAGAUUCUAAUCUGUAAGUUCCUGAAUGUGUUAAUGAUAUUUAAUAAAUCAUCAAAUAAGGGCAAAGGGAAGCUGUACAUUGUAGAUUUAGAUGUAGGAAAAGCACCAUUUAUUUUGCUCACUUUUUCUGAAUAGUACAAAACGAUUCCGCCCACAGAGUGCAGUGAUCUGUACAAGCUGUGUUAUCUGAUUCCGUCCAUGAAUUGUACAUAGAAAUAAGAGUAUUUAAUAGAGUAUAUAAAUAACUACUUUUAAGAGAUGUAUUUUUUAGUAUGUAUAUUUGCUCAAACUAGUUAUAUACUUUAUAUGGUGAGAGCAAACGUUACUAAUGUCUUAUUCUGCAGAUAUUAAAAUAAUUUUACAGCUUCUUUAUAACAAUGGCGCCGAUAUAGAUUUGCAUCACUUGGAAAUUUAUACAGAGCACAAACAAUAAUAACUAAUUUUUGUGCCUUACUUAACGUAGCUGUAGCUUUCAGCCUGUGUGACUAUGCAUCCACACGAUGCAAGGCUAGAGUUGUAUUGUAUGACUUAAUUGAAUAUAGGCAUGGUCUUUUGUAUAUACUGUUUAUUUGUAUAUAUGUAGAACUUGGGUCCUUGAUAAUAUUUUCUGUUGUGUGUGUGUGUAAAUAUCAUAAUUAGCACCAUUAUCUUCUAUUUUUCUGUAAAUAAAGUGUU
This is a messenger RNA of Schistocerca cancellata (South American locust), 5962 nucleotides long. Its product is annotated as calaxin-like. NCBI's taxonomy places the organism in Eukaryota, Metazoa, Arthropoda, Insecta, Orthoptera, Acrididae. Bases 22 to 738 code for a protein of 238 amino acids. Gene Ontology annotation, molecular function: calcium ion binding. The transcript is spliced from 4 exons. The record is from RefSeq and is a predicted model, not a curated record.